This is a messenger RNA of Galendromus occidentalis (western predatory mite), 1495 nucleotides long. RefSeq names its product Peptidylglycine-alpha-hydroxylating monooxygenase (gene Phm). Gene Ontology annotation, cellular component: extracellular region. Gene Ontology annotation, molecular function: copper ion binding; oxidoreductase activity, acting on paired donors, with incorporation or reduction of molecular oxygen, reduced ascorbate as one donor, and incorporation of one atom of oxygen. The coding region runs from base 1 to 1032 and encodes 343 amino acids. Lineage: Eukaryota; Metazoa; Arthropoda; Arachnida; Mesostigmata; Phytoseiidae. The record is from RefSeq and is a predicted model, not a curated record. The transcript has 9 exons.
AUGUCGUCUCUCGUUUGCUUCGCGACACUGUUCGCAAUGGCUGCAUCCAGCGCAAUUCAGCCCCUCAUGAUGCCCGGAGUGUCUCCCACGCAGAACGAAACCUAUCUGUGUGUUGGACAGGAGCUGGAAGAGGACGCGAACUACAUCAUCGGCUUCCUGCCGAACGCAUCGGCGCACGUAGCCCACCAUAUCCUGAUUUACGGUUGUUCGGUUCCUGGCUACCAUCAGAGAGAUACUCCGAGAGCGGUAUGGGACUGCGGAGAGAUGUCUACCGGCCAAGGAAGCGGAUACAUCCGAGCUCCAGUUUGCGCGGAGGGCAGCCAGAUCAUUUACGCUUGGGCGCUCGAUGCACCUCCGCUGGAACUUCCGAAGGGUAUCGGAUUCAAAAUCGGUGGCGACUCUGGAGUCAACUUCCUCGUUCUGCAGGUCCACUACGCAGACGUUUCAUCCUUCGUUAAUGGACACACCGACCGUUCGGGAAUCCGUUUGCAAACUGUCAAAGGAGACUCAGGUCUCGUCAAGCGGAGGGCAGGCGUUUAUCUCCUGGGCACCGGCGGGAUAAUGCCUCGGAAGAAAGAGACUCAUUUGGAAACGGCCUGCAAAAUUGAUCAAGACAUAACGAUGUACCCAUUCGCCUUUCGGACCCACACCCACAAAUUGGGCCAAGCGGUAUCAGGAUGGAAGGUCGCCCGGGAUCAAUUGACGAAAGAGAAUCAAUGGACUCUGAUCGGAAAGAGAAAUCCCCAGCUACCGCAGAUGUUCUACCCUAUCUCUCAAGCGCUGAAAGUCCAGAAGGGUGAUGUUCUGGCAGCUCGAUGCACGAUGUACAACUUCCGUGAUCACACCACUUUCAUCGGUUCGACGAACAACGACGAGAUGUGUAACUUCUACAUAAUGUAUUAUGUCGACGGAGAUCGCAUCCUCGACGAGAAAUAUUGCUUCAGCGCUGGCUACCCCACAUAUGACUGGGUGAGCGAUCAAAGGAUCAUCAACGUUCCGGACUGGGUCGAUGCAAGCGCGAGUCAGCUCUGAAGCCUUCCGUGAUACGCGACUGGGGAUGGCGGAUGGGCCGAAUCAAUCUGAAUCUCAAUUACCUACAAUCCCUGCGGUUCAUCGAAUGAUUUCGACGACGACUGUUGAGAGGUUUACCGCAAUGCCUUCGCUGUUGUAGACGAGAGGCGGAUGUCUUGUCCUUAAACGCCAGAGCAAUGCUGCCGUUGGCGGCCGGGACUGUGAUCACCGAAGAGCACUUAAUUGUGUCUCCGAUGAAGCCAGGGUCGUUCUGAAGCCGAUUGAGUUGUUCACUGCAAAUCCGACACUCUGAUUUCAGUUCAAGUUCCCUCACCGUGAGUUUCCUGUGAUCCCGCCGAGCAGUGUUUGGUUUCGUCGCGAGGCCUGAUGCCUCCGCCUAGGUCUUGAGCUCUUUUUCGAAGCUUCGUUCGAGGAACUCCCGAUACCGUCCGGAAUGUAGCUAUCCAUUGCAACCGACCGUCUG